AUGCAUCCCUUCAGCCUCCUCCUCGCCUUUGUCGCAACCGCGACCGCGCUCAACCCUACCAGGUCCAGCGCCACACUCAGCAAACGAGCCCUCAAGACCUGCCAAGAGAGCCACGGCGAGGGCUUCGAGCAGUGCGGUCCCGCCGAGAGCGGGUACUGCUUCAACCCAGCCGAGGGUCAGUCCGAAAACCUCGAAGCCUGCUCCACCAACGCCGGCUUCCAAGCCCCCGCCUCCGCCGCCAGCGCCAGCGCCUCCGGCAGCGACGACGACUUCUCCGCCAACACCUUUGACCACGAACACCACAACGGCGGCGGCCGCAAGCACGAACGAGUCCGCAACGGCACAACCACGGCCACCACGACGGGGCUAGCCACCGCCACCAGCGCCGCGGCCACCACGACGGCGCGCUUCGCCUCCGGCACCGGCGGCAUCGUCGUCGUCCCCUUGCCCACCGGAUCGCUCGCCCCCGGCAACUUUACCGGGAACCGGUCCACCACGCCCGUCAUCGUCUCGCAGGGGCCGUCCGCCCAGGGCGGCGGUGUCCUGUUCAGCUUGGCCAUUGCGCUCGUGGUCGCCGUCUUCGCGACAUAA
Messenger RNA from Parascedosporium putredinis, 591 nucleotides. NCBI's taxonomy places the organism in Eukaryota, Fungi, Ascomycota, Sordariomycetes, Microascales, Microascaceae. The record is from the annotation of a GenBank genome assembly.